AUGGCACCCACAAUUCUCAUUCGCCUCUUCCCUGCUCUUUUAUUCCCGCCUUUCCCCGUGAAUGCAGGAUACACAAACAGCCAGGGAGAAAACGGAAGUGGUACUUACGCACCAGACCCGCUAGACAUCCACAACCAAAGACUAGGUCUAGUCCAGGGAAUGAACGGCCGGCUGCGCUCUCAUUUUCGAUCCCGUUGGCUUGCCGCGUUUGUUCCAGACGAAAACCGGGCACACAGCUUCCCGGGCCGUUCGUCCAGGGUUUCUAAGAGCAAGAAUUCUCUUCGAUGCAAUCACCCGUGGAAAGUCUCAACGGCAGAAAAUCCCCACCCACAUGCCCACCAACCGAAAAGGGGCGGAUUGAAGAGCCGUGCCUAA
This is a messenger RNA of Coccidioides immitis RS, 375 nucleotides long. RefSeq lists its product as uncharacterized. The coding region runs from base 1 to 375 and encodes 124 amino acids. The record is from RefSeq and is a predicted model, not a curated record. The transcript is spliced from 3 exons. Lineage: Eukaryota; Fungi; Ascomycota; Eurotiomycetes; Onygenales; Onygenaceae.